AUGCAAUCAAUGAACAAUACGGAAGUAUCGUUUUCAUCAUCUGUCACUUGUAUUCAUCAUGCAUUUGUAUAUCAAGUAAUAAAGAAUCCACAGAAACUAGCUGUUGAACUAGAUGAACAAUCUUUGACAUAUGCUGAACUUUUACAUUAUGUCCAAGUCUUAUCUUUAAUUCUUCUUACUGAUUAUCUUAUCACUCCAGGUGAGGUCGUCAUUGGUAUAUUGUCAAUAGCCUUGGUUGGCGGUGCUUAUUGUCCACUUUCAUCAAGGGAUCCUCCACAACGUCUUCAAGUUCUUGUCAAUCAGGCUCAUAGUCGGUUAGUCAUGGUUCAUUCAAUUACAGCAGCCGCUUUCAGCUCCGGCAUUCUGAGUUUAAAUAUUGAGUCCGUUAUUCAUCUUGAAGAAAGAUCUUAUAAAAUUAAUUUAAACAAACUUUCAGAUGUACCUGUAACACCAGAAAAUGUUGUCUUUGUAAUUUUCACAAGUGGUUCAACUGGCAUUCCAAAAGCCGUUAAUAUAAUAACUGUUGCUUUUGAUGUAUUUUCUUACACUUUUUUUCUUAAAAUAGGUUCAGUUACGGCAUCGAAACUUCACUGA
Molecule: messenger RNA, 594 nt
Organism: Adineta steineri
Lineage: Eukaryota; Metazoa; Rotifera; Eurotatoria; Adinetida; Adinetidae
Source: the annotation of a GenBank genome assembly